Apaloderma vittatum (bar-tailed trogon) is the source of this 2082-nucleotide messenger RNA. It is a transcript of the gene NRROS, whose product is annotated as negative regulator of reactive oxygen species. Gene Ontology annotation, molecular function: protein binding. Bases 7 to 2082 code for a protein of 691 amino acids. The transcript is spliced from 2 exons. The record is from RefSeq and is a predicted model, not a curated record. NCBI's taxonomy places the organism in Eukaryota, Metazoa, Chordata, Aves, Trogoniformes, Trogonidae.
ACUGACAUGGAGGCUCCACUCCCUGGUGUCUCCCUGCUUCUGGUCCUCCUGGCAGUGGGAUGGGGAAGUCAGGCGACUGCAGACUGGGCAACAUCUCCUGGCAGCUGUGAGCUUGUUCAGAGAACUGCACACUGCACUGGGAGAUGGCUGAGCUCUGUCCCAGGAAAUCUUCGAGGUGAUACAGAGGAGCUGUUGCUUGACGACAACGCUAUCCAGGUUGUGGGCAAUACCUCUCUGCUCUUGUACCACCAGCUGCGGCAUCUCAGCUUGCCUAAGAACCGUCUAGAGCUCAUUGAGCCCGGAGCCUUUCUCAGCAGCCAAGGCCUUCAUAUGCUCUCUUUGGCAGACAACCUUAUAUUCACCAACUACUCGCUGACAGCAGCUGCUCUUUCUGCUCUGCCAGCCUUGAGGAUGCUGGAUCUAGCUGGAAACCGUCUCACUGAGGAUAUGGUAUUGGUUUUGGUCGGCAACCUGUCCUCUCUGGAGUCCUUGUCCAUAGCUAGGAACAUCAUCAUGAGGCUGGACUCAUCCUUCUUCACAAAUCUGACACAGCUCUUGGAGCUGAACCUGGAGAAGAACUACAUCUUUGAGAUUGACCAAGCUUUCAAAGGGCUGCAGAGGCUGCAAAGGCUCAACAUAGCUUAUAACUACCUCCCCUGUGUAGUGGAGUUUGACCUGACUCAGCUCAGGGUGCUCAAUGUCAGCAGCAAUGUCAUUGAGUGGUUUCUGGCACUGGAAAGUGAUGAUCUCUUUGAGCUGGAGGUGCUCGACCUGUCCCACAACCGUCUCCUCUUCUUCCCUGUGUUGCCUCGGCAGAGCAAGCUGCACUCUUUGCUGCUGAAGGACAACAAGAUGAGCUUCUACCAGCGCCUUCCCAAUGGCACAUCCCUGGCAGAUGUCACAGUGCAGUUCCUGCUCAUUGAUGGCAACUCAACCAACAUCACAACGGUCAGUCUCUGGGAUGAGAUCUGCCACAGCAACCUCUCCUCUCUGCACCUCCUGGAUAUGAGCCAGAACCAGGUGUGGUACCUGCCAGAGGGCUUCCUGGCCCAGAUGCCCUCCCUGACCCACCUGAAGCUCAACCAGAACUGCCUGGAGAUGUUUCACCUGUCGGAGGGGAACCCUUUUGCCAUGCUGAUGGAGCUGGACCUCAGCCAGAACCAGCUGUCAGAGCUGGGGGCAGAGGUGGGUGCCAGGGACAUCCUGCCCAACCUGCAGCUCUUCAACCUUAGCAACAACAGGCUGCGGGCACUUCCUCCUGAGGUUUUCACCUACGCUAGGAAGAUCACUACUGUGGACCUCAGCCGCAACCGGGUUGACCUCUGUCCCCAGACAGCUGUUGCAGGCAAGGUGGAGAGUGCCCCCUGCGUGGACAUCAGGGGUGUAAAGACCUUGACUCAUCUCUCCCUGGCUGGCUGUGGUCUGCAGGGACUGGGUGGCCACCCCUUCCAGGGCACAUCACUGAUGCAUUUGGACCUCUCCGACAACCGUCAGGCACUGUCUGGGGACCUGGGAUGGCUGCAGGACCUUACACGGACGUUUCAGGUGUUGUCUCUUAGGAACACCAGCCUCUCCACCACUGCAGUGGACUUCUCUGCCUUUAACAGCCUUGUGCGAUUGGACCUUUCAGGGAACUCCUUGACUGUCUUCCCUGCUUCUCUGAGUAUCCUGAAACUGCACAGCCUGGACCUGCGGGACAACUGCCUCCCAACUCUCCCGCUGGAUGUUGCGCACACACCGCUGGGAAAGAGCCUGCGGGAGGUCUACCUCAGCCAAAACCCCUACAACUGCUGCACGCUGGGCUGGUGGGACUCCCUGCAGUGGGUUGAGGGGUUGCAUGUCCCUGACAGGCAGGAGGUGACCUGCAGCUAUGCCUCCCGCACACUGAGCCCCAGGGCACUGCCCGAGCCUGUCCUGCAGAGCUGCCGCUGGCAGACAACUGACCUGGCACUCCUCUACUUGGUGCUGGCUCUGCCCACCUGCCUGACACUUCUGGUGGCCUUUGCUGUCAUCUUCCUCAUGUUCAAGCAAAAGCUGCUGAAAGUGGUGAAAAGCCGGUGUGGGGUGUCAAGCCCUUACUGA